CCUGCUUCUCUGUCCUAAUCUCACCUGAAUGCUUCUCUUGGCAUUUUGGCGUUGAGGCAAGCCCCAGGUGAGGGGAAGGAUGAUGAUGCGGAGCUGACUUCUCAGCAAGUGCCGGGCUGCCUUAGGUCCUCGGAGCCAGCAGCCUGCCAGGGCCCACAGCUGCCCGUGCCAGGGCGGGACACCUGUCCGUCCUCACACACUGAUUGGUUCCUCCGGCCAGUGGUCUCGCUGGCGGACACCCCAGGAAGCUGUUCUCUGUGUUUGUUUGUUUUGUUUUGUUUUUGUUUUUUUCCUCUCUAAAUUCCUAUUACAGCAGGUUUUCUUCUCACUUGCUCUUUUUCUUUACGAUAAAAAUAAAAUGUGCUGGGGAAAGAAACCAGGCAUCCUUAUAAAUUUCUCUCCUGGGGCCCCCUCUCCCUUCAGUUCGGCCUGUCCCUUCAAGGAAACAAAUGGGCGGACGCCCGACUCUGAAUCUCUGGGGCUUCAGCGAGGUGCCCCCAGGGUGUCAGGUUUGGCAGGACAGAGCCAGUUUCUGAGGAAGGAGCCUGCAGGCUGCCCAUCUAAUCUCUGUGGGAGCGGCUUAGGGGAUUGUCUUUUUCUGGCACUGGCUUGCCGGCCCGCCCCAAGUCCUCCGUAACCCUGGGCCGGGAUUUAGCCUGAUCUGUGUCAGCUGGGCUCCCCGGGGGCUCCUGGUGUGGCCCACAGUCAUCCUUGUACCAGCCAGGACGCCUCCCGUGCCCAGAGCUGGGAGCGGGCACAGGCCAAGGGCGGCGGGUCAGGCCCGCGCUGGCCAUCGGCGCCGAGGGCUGGCUCAUGGCUCUUGGGGCCUGAGUGGCAGAAAGCGGGCGCCGGGAUGGAUUUCGGGUCCCUGGAGACGGUGGUGGCCAACUCUGCCUUCAUCGCCGCCAGGGGCAGCUUCGAUGGGAGCAGCGCUCCGUCCUCGCGGGACAAGAAGUACCGGGCCAAGCUCAAGCUGCCGCCGCUGUCCCAGUGCGAGGCCCUGCGGGACAGCCUGGACCUGGAGUUCCGGAGCAUGUGCUCGGAGCAGCCCAUCGGCAAGCGGCUCUUCCAGCAGUUCCUGAAGGCCGACGGGAGGCACGUGCCGGCCCUGGAGCUCUGGAAGGACAUUGAGGAUUACGACACGACCGACGAUGACCUGAGGCCGCAGAAGGCCCGGGCCAUCCUGGCUGAGUACCUGGACCCCCAGGCCAAGCUCUUCUGCAGCUUCCUGGACGAAGGGACAGCGGCGAAGGUCCGAGAGGGACCCGUGGCGAGCGGGGACGGGCUCUUCCAGCCCGUCCUGCAGGCCACCCUGGCCCACCUGAGCCAGGCCCCGUUCCAAGAGUUCCUGGGCAGCCUGCACUUCCAGAGGUUCUUGCAGUGGAAGUGGCUGGAGGCCCAGCCCACCGGGGAGGACUGGUUCCUGGACUUCCGGGUGCUGGGGAAAGGAGGCUUCGGGGAGGUGUCGGCCUGCCAGAUGAAGGCGACGGGCAGGAUGUACGCGUGUAAAAAGCUGAACAAGAAGAGGCUGAAGAAAAGGAAGGGGUACCAGGGUGCUAUGGUAGAGAAGAAGAUUCUAGCGAAAGUACACAGCAGGUUCAUAGUCUCUCUGGCUUAUGCAUUUGAAACCAAAACUGACCUCUGUCUGGUGAUGACCAUCAUGAAUGGAGGUGACUUAAGGUACCACAUCUACAAUGUGGACGAGGAGAACCCUGGCUUCCAGCAGCCGCGUGCCAUCUUCUACACGGCGCAGAUCAUCAGCGGCCUGGAGCACCUGCACCAGAGGGCCAUUGUCUACCGCGACCUCAAGCCUGAGAACGUGCUGCUGGACGACGAAGGCAAUGUCCGAAUUUCUGACCUUGGGCUGGCCGUGGAGCUGAAGGAAGGGCAAACCAAGACCAAGGGCUAUGCAGGGACCCCAGGUUUCAUGGCCCCCGAGCUCCUGCGAGGCGAGGAGUAUGGCUUUUCUGUGGACUACUUCGCCCUGGGGGUCACGCUCUAUGAGAUGAUCGCAGCCAGAGGACCCUUCCGAGCCCGAGGAGAGAAGGUGGAGAACAAGGAGCUCAAGCAGAGGAUCCUGUCGGAGGCGGUCAAGUACACAGACAAGUUUAGCCAGGCCAGCAAGGACUUCUGUGAGGCGCUGCUGGAGAAGGACCCUGAGAAGCGCCUGGGGUUUAGAGAUGGGACUUGCGAGGGGCUCCGCAUCAACCCUCUCUUUAAGGACAUUAAUUGGAGACAGCUCGAGGCUGGGAUGCUGAUACCGCCCUUCAUCCCAGACUCCAGAACUGUCUAUGCAAAGAACAUCCAGGACGUGGGGGCCUUUUCCACGGUCAAAGGGGUGAUCUUUGAAGAAGCAGAUAAGGAGUUCUUCCGGGAAUUCGCCACCGGCAACUGCUCCAUCCCCUGGCAGGAGGAGAUGAUUGAGACAGGCGUCUUUGGGGAACUGAACGUGUGGCGUGCAGAUGGGCAGAUGCCCGAUGACAUGAAGGGGAUCGCCGUGGAGGAGGCCGCUCCCUCCUCCAAGUCGGGAAUGUGUCUGGUUUCCUAGAUGGGGAAGAAAAGGGGCCUCCCUCUGCAGCUGGCAGGGAUGAGCAGGCCUGGGUGAGUCAGUGGAGCCCACCCGCGGUGACAGGCAGCCCCCCACCAGGCCGCCUGUGUGGCCGGGCUGCUCACAGCAGCAGCAGGAGAAAGGAGGCAAAGAGCCCCUCAACUUCCCAGCCCCGGGGUCGGGAGCUUCAGCUUGUAAAUGGUCCACUUCUUUUGCCCUAUUUCAAUCAAAACGACACAAUGGUGGUUGCUGGACAGAGUCCACCAGCAAUGCCUGGCUGUCCAGGCUCUUGUGUGGACACACAACUGGCAGUAGUGUUGAGCAUGUGGGCAGAUGGCUGCCCCGAUGAGAGGAUGCUCAGUUUCAGCUCCCUGCACCUUAACUGCAGACCGUGAGAGAGGCCUGGACUGUGGGCCUCGGCUUGGUCUCUCUUCACACCCAGCUCCUGUUCCUCCUGCCACCGGGCCGCUGCCCGGGCCCUGGGGACAUGGAUCGGCUCUCCCUGCACCCUCCGGAGAAGAGUGGGCCUUGACAGUCAAUGGCUUUGGAGGGUUGCUGGCCAAAACUGGAACACCAACUACCUCCGAUAUGCUCCAGAGCGCGGUGGGAAAGAUGACCUGUCUCGAAGCCGUUGUGUGUGCUUCAGACGACUGUCAGGUGUAGACUCUAGUGUUGUGGAGACAUUCCAAGUGUGUUCUUUAGAGUUACCUUAUGCAGAUGAAGACUUUCAAACCCCCUAGGACUGGUGAAAUAAACCCUAGAAGAAAGAUCCUUCUCUCCUGGGGUGUGGUAUUGUAGAGUCAAGGAUGCCCCGGAAGGGCCUCGGACAGGCACCCACGGCCAUGCGGCACAUCUUCCUGGGCAGGCCCAAGACGAGAGCUCCGGGGGCUGGGGACACUGCGCUGUUGUAGGGCACAUUGCUGUGUGCUUCCCUAAGGCUGGUCUUUGUGUUCUAGAAUGGUACACAUGGGUUAGGCAAUGGCUAUGCAUUCCACUUCUCUACACUCCGGUGCAAGAAGGACCCGUUUCUGAUUUUUCUAAAGCCAUUUAUUCCUUACUAGGUCCCCAUGGCCCUGAAGGGUGUUCGAAGCAGCCUCAGCUGUGUGGGUGGAGGCCUGACCCUCGCCCCCUCUGGCCACUGUCACCAUGUGCCUGGCCGGGGCUCACCAUGCCUGAUAGUGGAGGCCACACUUUCAGGUUCCAGUGAGGACCUUUCUGCCUUUAUCUUACGGUUAGAUGACCACCUAAAAGACAGGACAGCCAGUGACAUUUGAACUUCAGAUAAACAACAACUAAUUGUUUUACUGUAUGUCUUUAAUUAUUGCCUAGGAACACACUAAAACAUUGUUCAUUGUUUUUUGACUAAAUCGGGCAUGCUGUGACUCCCCUAUGAACAGGUGUCCCACUGAACUCGCGGGUCUGCUGGAACA
This is a messenger RNA of Molossus molossus (Pallas's mastiff bat), 3978 nucleotides long. It is a transcript of the gene GRK1, whose product is annotated as G protein-coupled receptor kinase 1. Gene Ontology annotation, molecular function: ATP binding; rhodopsin kinase activity. The transcript is spliced from 7 exons. The record is from RefSeq and is a predicted model, not a curated record. Lineage: Eukaryota; Metazoa; Chordata; Mammalia; Chiroptera; Molossidae. The coding region runs from base 854 to 2548 and encodes 564 amino acids. Gene Ontology annotation, cellular component: cytoplasm. Gene Ontology annotation, biological process: regulation of opsin-mediated signaling pathway; signal transduction; protein phosphorylation.